This is a messenger RNA of Fopius arisanus, 1552 nucleotides long. RefSeq names its product Lipoyltransferase 1 (gene Lipt1). The record is from RefSeq and is a predicted model, not a curated record. The transcript is spliced from 3 exons. Gene Ontology annotation, cellular component: mitochondrion; cytoplasm. NCBI's taxonomy places the organism in Eukaryota, Metazoa, Arthropoda, Insecta, Hymenoptera, Braconidae. Bases 208 to 1410 code for a protein of 400 amino acids. Gene Ontology annotation, biological process: protein lipoylation. Gene Ontology annotation, molecular function: lipoyltransferase activity.
GUUGAAAGGUUCCCAAACUCAAAGACCUUUCCAAAAUUUUCAUCUCCGAUAAAUCCCCAGUGCCCUCUUUUCCAUCAACGACUUCAACAAAACGAGAAGUGGCUCAACCUGAACCUGGCCUUAUGAAAGUUAAUCAACUGAAAAGAGGGAAUACUAAAUACGAAAAAGACUGAUUUAGUUUAAUUGGCUGAUAACUUGUGAAUAAAAAUGUCUCUAAUCAGCAGAUACAUUGUGUCUAAUAAGGGGAGAGUGUUAUCAAUUGUUCAGACACAUGGUGGAAUUAAAAUUGCUAGAUCAAUGUCCAGUGAUCGUGUUAAUGAGGAUGGGAUAACCAAGUCUGUGUUCAUAUCACAAUCCAAAGAUAUAUUUACCAAUCUGGCAUUGGAGGACUGGCUCUAUCGUAAUUAUGACUUCAACAAUCAUCACGUCCUGUUGCUGUGGAGGAAUGAUCCUUGUGUGGUUAUUGGACGACAUCAGAACCCCUGGAUUGAGGCUAACAUUCAGGGUCUUGAGGAGCAAGGAAUUGCCAUGGCUAGACGAAAUAGUGGUGGUGGUACAGUUUAUCAUGACUCUGGAAAUCUUAAUUUGUCAUUUUUUACACCGAAGGAGAGGUACAACAGGAGGUACAACCUGGAGAUUAUAACGAGGUCGUUGUAUAGGGAAUGGGGUGUCAAAUGUGAUAUCAAUAAGAGGGAAGAUAUCGUUGUCAAUGGAAAUUCAAAAGUGUCGGGGACCGCUGCAAAACUGGGACGACCUAAUGCUUAUCAUCAUUGCACUCUAUUGGUCAAUGUUAAUAAACGAAAUCUCAGUAUGGCGCUUGAAAAAAAAGAGGCCGGGAUCACGACGAAUGCGACGGAAUCUACGAGAUCUCCAGUGAAGAAUUUGAAUGAAAUCAAUGGUAGAGUUAAUACUGAUGCAUUAAUUUCGGCUGUUGGGUGGGAAUAUCUUCGCACAAAGGCAAUGAGUCUCGAGGAUGGAGGAGAUUCACUUGUACAGAGGCAGAAAGGAUUUCAAAUGAUAAAUCCCACUGAACAGUGGUUUCCAGGUUUGGAUAAACUCAAAGAAGAAUUUCAAUCCUGGCAAUGGAACUAUGGCAGAUCCCCAAAAUUCACUGUAACGAGAUAUCUGAAGAUCCCAGCGGAUUCGACAGAUUCAACGAGAACCGGACAAUUUCACCAGCUGAAAUUAACUAUGGAAGUAAAAAAUGGAAUAGUUGAGGACAUAAAACUGAGUUUACCUCCGAAUGUUGUUUCCAAUGCUGCUAAUCAGGAUGCCAGUGUGAUAACUCAUCUUCGAGGGGCAAAAUACGACCACGAGAUCACCGAGAAAAUCAUCUCCGCUCUCGGUUGUACCAGUGUUUCCCUCGAUGGCACUCAGUGUAAUAUCAAUAACAUGGCAGCCACUCAAUGACAAAAUCACCCAGAAAAUUCCCACUAAGAUUAAUAACAGUUGUUUGCACUUCACAAUACGCUUGUGUUAUUUUUAUGUAUAUAUCUCUAUCCUGUCUUCUAACUGUUGCUGUAAAAUACAUGAAAGUAUUUUUUAAAUCGCG